Solanum lycopersicum (tomato) is the source of this 3159-nucleotide messenger RNA. The record is from RefSeq and is a predicted model, not a curated record. Lineage: Eukaryota; Viridiplantae; Streptophyta; Magnoliopsida; Solanales; Solanaceae.
UGAAAAAAUUGGAAAAAAGGUUUACCAAAGUGUUAGUGCAAAAUUCUUGUUUUGUUCUUUUUGUUUUUCCUUUAUAUUUCACCUGUGUCCUUUGAUCAUCGGGUAGUCUAAGCACACUUUUUAAGACAAAAAGGGGCUGCUGCUUGCUACCCCCUUCAUCUGAGAUCGCAAAUUGUCUACUGCUUUACAAGUUUCAAGUCUUUGCGAUCUUUGAUUGUGACCUUUUGAUCGAGAUUUCUACUUCUCAGAUGGAUAACAAGGAUGAGUGUUGUUCAACUCACCUCAUUGAUGGGGAUGGAAUGUUCAAUGUUGCUGGAGUCGAGAACUUCAUGAAGGAAGUUAAACUAGCAGAAUGUGGUCUUUCAUAUGCCGUAGUGUCUAUUAUGGGCCCACAAAGUAGCGGGAAAAGUACUCUGUUAAAUCAUCUUUUUCAUACUAACUUUAGAGAGAUGGAUGCAUACAAGGGAAGGUCGCAAACUACAAAAGGUAUUUGGAUGGCUCGAUGUGCUGGGAUUGAGCCUUGCACCCUUGUCAUGGAUUUAGAAGGCACAGACGGUAGAGAACGAGGAGAGGAUGACACUGCAUUUGAGAAGCAGAGCGCUCUAUUCGCCCUUGCUGUUUCUGAUAUAGUGCUCAUCAACAUGUGGUGUCAUGAUAUUGGUCGUGAGCAAGCUGCAAAUAAGCCUCUUUUGAAGACUGUCUUCCAGGUAAAGUACAUAGCUGUAUCUUUAUAUGAACAUUCCUUCCGGAUGUUUUACAACUUACUAUUUUUUGACCAGGUUAUGAUGAGGUUAUUUAGUCCACGUAAAACGACAUUGAUGUUUGUUAUUCGUGACAAAACAAGGACUCCCCUCGAAAACUUGGAACCUGUUCUAAGGGAAGACAUUCAGAAGAUAUGGGAUUCUGUCCCAAAGCCGCAAGCUCACAAGGAUACACCGUUAAGUGAGUUUUUUAAUGUCGAGGUCGUGGCUCUUUCUAGUUUUGAAGAGAAGGAAGAACAAUUCAAAGAGCAGGUGGCUAGUCUCAGACAACGAUUCUUUCAUUCUAUUGCACCUGGUGGGCUUGCUGGAGAUAGGCGGGCUGUUGUUCCUGCAUCAGGCUUUUCAUUUAGUUCACAACAGAUAUGGAAGGUUAUAAAGGAGAACAAGGACCUUGACCUGCCUGCCCAUAAGGUUAUGGUAGCUACGGUGCGGUGUGAAGAGAUUGCCAAUGAAAAAUAUGUUUCUUUCACUGAAAAUGAGGAAUGGUCUCAAUUAGAAGAGGCAGUUAAUUCUCAUUCUGUACGAGGCUUUGGAAGGAAGGUCAGCUCAAUUUUGGACGCUUGUCUAUCAGAGUAUGAUGUCGAGGCUACCUUCUUUGAUGAAGGGGUUAGAUCCUCAAAGCGAAAGCAUUUGGAAGAGAAAUUGCUUCAGCUCGUCCAACCAGCCUACCAAUCUAUGCUGGGACACAUCCGAUCUGAUGCUUUUGAAAGAUUUAAAGAAGCGUUUGAGAAGUCAUUGAAGGGGGGUAAAGGGUUUGCUCUGGCUGCUCGUGAAUGUGCUGAGUCUUUUAUGUCCCAUUUUGAUGAAGAAUGCUCAGAUGCUAUUAUUGACCAAGCAAAAUGGGACUCAUCAAGAGUGAAGGAUAAGCUGAGGCGUGAUGUAGAUGCUCAUAUUGCUGAAGUUCGCAGUGCCAAGCUGGCUGAAGUGACAACCCUGUAUGAGACAAAACUGAACGAGGCAUUGGCUGGACCAGUUGAGGCUCUUUUAGAUGGAGCUGGCGAUGAUACAUGGCCGGCAAUAAGAAAAUUGCUUCAGCGUGAGACUGAUACAGCAGUCUCUGGUUUUGCUGCUGCACUUUCUGGUUUUGAAAUGGAUGAAGAAAGUAGGGAUAACAUGGUUUUGCGGUUGAAAGAUUAUGCACGAGGAGUAGUUGAAGCAAAGGCAAAGGAAGAAGCUGGAAGGGUCUUGAGUCGCAUGAAGGACAGGUUUUCAACAUUGUUCAGCCAUGAUCAAGAUUCUAUGCCACGAAUUUGGACUGGCAAGGAAGAUAUUCGCGCAAUCACUAAAACUGCACGAUCAGCUUCUCUGAAGCUCCUGUCAGUUAUGGCUGCAGUUCGCUUGGAAGAUGAGAGUGACAGUAUAGACAAAGUACUUAUAGUUGCUCUUGUAGAUGGAAAAGCAGGGGCUUCCUCCUCAAAGAGCAUUACAUCAGUUGAUCCUCUAGCAUCUAGCACUUGGGAUGAGGUCCCUCCAUCAAAAACUUUGAUCACACCUGUCCAGUGCAAGUCUUUGUGGAGGCAAUUCAAGACGGAGACUGAAUAUGUUGUUUCACAAGCCAUUGCUGCUCAGGAAGCUAGCAAGAGAAACAAUAAUUGGUUACCACCUCCAUGGGCAAUUGCUGCCAUGGUGAUUUUGGGAUUCAAUGAAUUCAUGACACUUUUAAGAAAUCCUUUAUAUUUAGGGUUUAUAUUCGUCGCCUAUCUGCUAUUUAAAGCUCUUUGGGUGCAAAUGGAUAUCUCAGGCGAAUUCCGCAAUGGAGUUCUUCCUGGACUUCUCUCUUUAUCCACAAAGUUCCUUCCUACAAUCAUGAAUCUUCUUAAACGACUAGCAGAGGAAGGACAAGGUGUGGCAAAUGGUCAACCUCAGGCUAACCCCGCUCUUUCAUCAAAGAGCUUCCGCGGUAGCACAAACGAUCACGGUGAUGUAUCAACCAGUGGUACAUCCGAAGUAACUUCAGAAAAUGGAACAGAAUACUCUAGCUCCUCCUUACAUGACAAAGCACAGUAAGCUAUUGUUUAUAACACCCACUCUUAUUCUGCGACAGCAAAGUUUUAAUGCUCAUCCAGACGUGGUAUGGUGCACAAGUAUGCUUGGUUGCGGCUAGCACUUUUAGAGACAAAGCAUAUGAAAGAAUCAGACACUGAAGGCAUUGAUUUUUGUACACCGAAUAGGCUGUGUUCUAUUUCUCUCUUGUUCUUUUUACAGUUGAUUUUUAUUUUGUUGGUGAACUAAGAGGGCCAUUCUUUUCUGUGUUGUUUGUUAUCAUUCUCCUUGUUUGCCAUCAAAAUUUUCUUGUGAGAAGCCUAAUAUAAUGUCGGUAUUUUAUGGAUAAGCUGAUGAAAGAUAUCAGAAACUAUAUUUCUAAUGAGAUGGGAUUUUUGUCAACAUUAUUAGUGAA